Molecule: messenger RNA, 1296 nt
Organism: Homarus americanus (American lobster)
Lineage: Eukaryota; Metazoa; Arthropoda; Malacostraca; Decapoda; Nephropidae
Product: glycine-rich cell wall structural protein-like
Exons: 3
Coding region: 19-1071 (350 amino acids)
Cellular component (GO): chitin-based extracellular matrix
Molecular function (GO): structural constituent of chitin-based larval cuticle
Source: RefSeq, a predicted model, not a curated record
GUUCUCGAAGAUAGCAACAUGAUCUCGAAGGCGGUGUUGUGUGCCUUGGUGGUGGUUGUGGGAGCCGCGAAGCUCCCAUCUACCUCUUACGGCCCACCUAGGAGAGGCAGCGGAGGAGGCUUCAGGGGGUCGUCUGGCGGCGGAGGGUUUGGAGCCUCAUCUGGGGCAGGAUUCGGCGGCUCCUUUUCUGGAGGCUCAGGCAGUGGAAUUCGAGGUUCAUCUGCAGGCCUCGGAGGUUCGGCUGGAGGCUUCAGAGGCGCAGCAAGUGGAGGCUUCGGAGGUGGAGCAGGAAGUGGAGGCUUUGGAGGUGGAGCAGGAAGUGGAGGCUUUGGAGGUGGAGCAGGAAGUGGAGGCUUCGGAGGAGGAGCAGGAAGUGGAAGCUUCGGGGGCUCAGCCAGUGGAAGCUCUGCCAGGGGAAGCUACCAACCUUCAGGUCCCGUAGUCCCCAUCCUGAAGGACGAGCGUCAGGGACCUGAUGAGUUCGGCAACUACAACUUCGAGUUCGAGACUGGUGACGGCAUCAGUCGUCAUGAGCAGGGCGCCCCCCAGGGGGAGACUGGCGCCGUGGCGUCUCAGGGAGGAUGGUCGUUUACGUUCCCUGAUGGAACUCCCGCUGUCUUCAACUUCGUAGCAGACGAGUACGGCUACCGCGUGGAGUCUGACCUGCUGCCCACGCCCCCGCCCCUCCCCGCCCACGCCAUCGCCCAGAUCGAGAAGGCUCGUCUGGAGGACGCCGCCGCGGCUGCUUCAGGUGGACGUGGAUCAUAUGGAGGCUCAACUAGCGGAGGCUUCGGAGGGUCAACUGGUGGAGGCUUCGGAGGUUCAUCUGGAGGCUUUGGAGGCUCAACCAGUGGGGGCUUCGGAGGCUCAACUGGUGGAGGCUCCGGAGGCUCAACUGGUGAAAGCUUAAGAGGCUCAACUGGUGGAGGCUUUCGAGGCCCAACCAGUGGGGGCUUUGGAGGCCCAACCAGUGGGGGCUUUGGAGGCUCAACUGGUGGAGGUUUCGGAGGCUCUGGUGCCGCCAGCGCCCCUCGUCCUCAGACUCCCAGCAGGUUCUACGGCGCCCCUUGAGUCUCUUCAUCCUAUAACUAUUGACAUGACUCCUACCUUGAAAUCCUUUUAGCACAGAUCCUUUCCUCACUUUAGGUAUCCUUCAGUUGUGUUAGUAACAUCCUGCUGGGUCUUCCUCCUCCCACCACUGUCAUGUCAACACAGCCUCAUGUUACCCCGAGGCUUAUUACGCUUAUUACUUGUACUUUUAUUUAUGAUCCAAAUAUAUUAUAGAUAUUAAACAGU